Messenger RNA from Rhipicephalus sanguineus (brown dog tick), 560 nucleotides. Its product is annotated as chondroitin proteoglycan-2. Lineage: Eukaryota; Metazoa; Arthropoda; Arachnida; Ixodida; Ixodidae. Gene Ontology annotation, cellular component: extracellular region. The record is from RefSeq and is a predicted model, not a curated record. The transcript has a single exon. Gene Ontology annotation, molecular function: chitin binding. Bases 6 to 557 code for a protein of 183 amino acids.
ACUUCAUGUCCGACAUAGUGCUGCCCAUUUACCCCGCAAGAGACACGUCGACAGCAACGCCAGCAACAAUGCCGGCAACAACGACAACAGCAAUGCCACCAGCACCUACACGACCGACGUCGACAUGUGAACACGGCCAACACAUGGCAGACAGCAAGAGCUGCUCGCGCUUCUUCGUCUGUGUCCACGGGCGCACGGUGUCGGUGCAGUGUCCCGGACCACUGCUAUUCAACGACCGCACCGGUGUGUGCGACUGGCCGAGGAACGUGCGCUGUGCAAACGGCAGACCCAAUGCGGCAGAAGCGGGCGUCGGCGUCGCCAUGGACCACUGGGGCGACGUCAAGUGCGUCGCUAGCGAGGGCUUCUACGCAAGCCCCAGGGACUGCGCCGAGUUCUUCCGGUGCCACCGCGGCAAUGCGCAUCGCUUCGCGUGCGCACGUGGUUUGGUGUUCAACGAGGCGUACAAGACGUGCGACUGGCCCUGGAACGUCAAGCGCCACGGCACCGGACGCCGCGUAUGGCGCGUGUGCAGGUUCAGAAAGCAUUCUCAGUUUUGACAC